GUGUGUCUAUUCAUCUGUCAUCAGGGAGGUUUGGUAAGGAGACUCCGUGGAGCCCAGAACUCAGGGGUCAAGUCCAGGUUUUCCCAGCCCCCAGCAUCCCUCCCGCUCUCCUCCGCUCCAGAGAGAUGGACAGAAUCAGGGAGAGGCGUGAAGGGAUGGGGAGGAGAGGACAUGAGCCUGAAGUGAUAGAUUGAUGCUUUAGAUGACGAACAGUGGGAACGGAUAUUAUGGACAAAAAACAGUUUACUUUUACAUUUUGUAGCCAACAUGUUUGGCUUCUGCAUCUGGGUUUUUUUUGUGUGUCCGUCUGUCUGUCUGUCUUCUUUUCUGUCUCCUCAGGUGAAGUGUGGAGUGAUGAGGCCCAGGACUGCUCUCUCUCUCUCGCCUUCUCGUCUCCAAAGUGCCAGGCAUUUCAUGCAGGGUGAGAGACGUUGCCGAGGUGUGUGUUAUUCUUGAUGUCGGCCUCCAGCGGGGAGCAGGAGUCAACACAGCUAGUAACAUACACAACACCAUCAGCCUGUCAAUCAAGUCAGGAGUCGAAGAGUUACUGAGAGUUCAGUUCAUUUGUCUUCUCUCAAAUAAAGAGAGACUCCCUGCAAAUACGUCUAAUCUUCCCUACCGCUCUUUUCAUAACCAUCACUUUUCCCUCUCUCCAUGGGACAUGAUACGUUCGCUCUGUCUUAUCGCUGUGUACAAAGGGGUUCUGCGUUGUGUCAUAGAGGCAGGAGGCCAUAAACACAUAUGAGCAUCUCCCUCACUGUCAAGGCUUCCUGAACUGCGAUUGGCUGAGGGCUGCACUGGCACCGCAUCCCAUUGGCUGGGCUGAGGAUGAAUGGCCAUGCUGACAACCAAUGGGGCCAGAUGAGGGUGAGCCGGAACAUCCUGUGUCAGUUCCGUGAAAAGAGACCCACCAGCUUCCCCCCCACAUCUAAACCGGAUUGAGUGUAUGGAUGUGCACAUCUUGCAUAGCUUUUCCAUCCGAUUUAACUCUCCAAGGGGCUCCGGAUGACACUGGUGUGACGAGGAGACCAACAGCAUCGCGUGAUUGGCAGGUGACGUGAUUCACGUCCACAAGGUGGCACGGGUUUUCAAAAAAAAAAAAUCCUCCCUAUCCGUAGGAAGACGAGUGGCUGGUGUGUUGGAACACCAGCAUGGCUGUGGAGAGCUUCUCUGAGCUCCUGCAGAAACUGCGGGAGGUCCAUGACCAUGAGUUAGAGGUGUGGCAGGAGAAAGUACUGGAGCUGACAAAUAAAAAGAAUAUUGAUACAAAGCGCAUGGAAGAACUUUACAACAGGAACCAGCAGAUGAGAGAACAGCAGCGCAUUCUCACUGAGAACAUCAAACAACUGGAGAACAGGUUGCGGGCCGGGUUGUGUGACAGGUGUACAGUCACUCAGGACGUGGCUAAAAAAAGACAACAGGAGUAUGAAAACUCUCAGCUCCAGAGUCUACAGCACAUCUCUUUACUGGUGAGUGAGAUGAAUGCUUUAAAGAAAGAAAAUGACAGACUAAGAGAAGAGCUGAAGGGCAUGAGGGAUCUAUCGGAUCAGCAGAAUGGUCAUUCAGAGGACAAAAUCACCCCAGAGAUCAAGAUGUCACCUGACACAGCAGCGGCUGCCGUGACUCUAUUGACCUCAGGGCUGAAGUCCAGCAAACCUCCACCAGGGGACGCCACUGUACCUGUAGCGACUGUCAAACGAGAGAUGGUCAACAGCCCGACCGACAGUCAGGAAAAGCCAUCUGAACACAGUUUCAUGCAACGCUGGGGCAAGGCGUUUUCAUUUGAAUCUAAUAAGACAUUGUUGCCCACCUCAGGCCCCGUGAGAUGGGGGAACGAACACGGCACUGAAAGGAGACCUGCCAGCGUGGACUUGGUGGAGCACCGGCAUUCCCCUUUGUCUCCUCAUGUCACAUCUCCUCUUAGACUACUGAAAAACAAUUCCAUUUUUUCUUCUGCUGCCUCUGAGGAACGUAGUUGCCGGCAACAGAUCCACGCUCCCGUCCCCUACCGGCCGCUUCCGAUCAAGACUGGUGGCCUGUCUAUCCCAUGGCCGCUUUCUGAAUCCACUGACUGGGUAACAGUAGAAGCAGCCGGCUCUGGUUUUAGUAGUGGGAUAAGCCAGAGCCCAUUUUUAAGCUCAAGUAUACUACGUUUCCCUAAACUGGUCCCACCAAGCAGCGCCCUCCACUCUCGCAAGCACGGCUCAACGCCUGGCGGCCCGCGGCCCUUGUCCCGCAGAAACCUCUCAGAGCAUGUAGAGAGUAGCGAGAAGAAAGUGACAGAAGUCGUUAUAGCGCCUCCCCAGUCAGAGAGGAUUUUUGGCGAGAAUUUAAGAGAGGAGGAAGAGGAAGCGCCGCUGGACCUGUCCGAGUCAGGACGCUCAAAAAGCCAAGAGAAAGAGAAAACGCACUCACAGAGCGACGCAUCUUCGUCCCUGACUUCCUCACCACCUGCUACACUUUCAUCGUCAUCUCAAUGUCCAUCGAGCCCUCAAAGUGACCAGCAGACAUCAGAUAAUAAUACACAGCUGGAGGAAGCACAGGAAAGAUGUAAAGAACAGGAAGAGGUAAAGGAGGGUGAAACAUCUCAAGCCGCUGAAACCUCUUUCAGCUCAGAGAUCAAGAAAAUCCCGUCACUAACCCUUUCCCUCCAACCAGUUGUGGUCAUGGAACCGCUUAAAGCUGGAGGACAGAUCACUGAUCUUGGGAGCAGACCAAUAGAACAAGAGGAGAAGGAAAACAACAACCUUGAAACAAGCAGAAAAAGACCUGGGCUGGACACUGAUGCUCUUUUCCUGCGCUCGCUAAAGGAGAAGAAAAUACGGCUGAGCAGAGGACCUCAAGGAAACCAUGCAGCCCCAGAUCAAGGAUGAAGGCAAUGGAUUCUAUCCAUUUUAUUUCACCCUUCAUCACCAGCCCAAAUCAGUCCAAAUCACUGGUGUUCACCUUAGUUUCCCAGAAAAAAAACAACAACUCUAGACUUUAACUGCACAUCUAUCAACAUAAUACUCACUGCAAUUCAAUUAGAAAUAUUAUUAUUGUGUGCAAAUAGUUUGUGUAUAUAAGCCUCAAACCUUCAGCUCACAAAUACAGAAUAUGUUCCUUCAAAGGGUAGAUUAUCCAGUAAUAUUUAGCUGUACCACAACAGGAAGCCAGCUGUCAGGGGGGCUGUCAAUAAAUGUAUCAGCUAGAUUUUUUUUUUUUUUUGGUUUCCUCUUCUUCUUUCUUCAUUUAUACCAUGCGUUAUUAAGACUGUACAUAUAAUUGCUUGCUUUCUUGUGUUUAUACAUUUCUCAUGCCUACCCUGAGUUUGUGUUCAUUCUCUCUUCCGUACGAGAGUCACAUCUCAUCUAUUUUUGUCUGUCUGAGCACCAUGGCCUGCUUCUUGUAGAUGUGACAAAAAGAAAAACCCUCGGCUUCCCCUUUUGGUUUUUUUUUUUUUUUGAGAUGUCAAGCAUAUAUUUUGUAAUAGUGAAUUUUCCACUUGCAGCUGUAAAAGCUUUCCGAGUGUAAAAGGAGGAAGGUAAAACUGUGAAGAACAAAGUAUACUUUUUAAAAAAAAAAAAAACUUUCUGUACCAUUACUAUACCUUUUGCUAUUAUCUGAGGUGAAACUAUUUU
Pimephales promelas (fathead minnow) is the source of this 3620-nucleotide messenger RNA. RefSeq names its product RBBP8 N-terminal like (gene rbbp8nl). Gene Ontology annotation, biological process: DNA double-strand break processing involved in repair via single-strand annealing. NCBI's taxonomy places the organism in Eukaryota, Metazoa, Chordata, Actinopteri, Cypriniformes, Leuciscidae. The record is from RefSeq and is a predicted model, not a curated record. Gene Ontology annotation, molecular function: damaged DNA binding.